This is a messenger RNA of Suillus paluster, 1142 nucleotides long. RefSeq lists its product as uncharacterized. The transcript has 7 exons. Bases 1 to 759 code for a protein of 252 amino acids. The record is from RefSeq and is a predicted model, not a curated record. NCBI's taxonomy places the organism in Eukaryota, Fungi, Basidiomycota, Agaricomycetes, Boletales, Suillaceae.
AUGGCAUUUAUAUUAUCUCCCCGUCCCAAGCGGUCUCGUCGCUGGGAGGGGUUAUCAGUCCGAUCUGCAGUUUUCUUGUCCAUGAAAUCAUUGUUAACGAGAAACCAUCCUCCACAAAAGCAUGUUGUUCAGCACGAUUGGAGCCGAGUCAUGUUAUCCGACAUAUGGGUGAGGCACGAUAUCGUUCAUGACGAAUGUGAAGCUCGGGGGAACCACAUGAGGUUCAUUGGGUUCAGAUACGGAGUCACGGACGAACCAACGACAGGAGUUGCGGUGGUAUUAGGGCGGGGGGUCCGAUCUCUGUUUCAGCAGUCACGAGACUGGCGGCGAAAAGAAAAAAGGUUUUUUGCAUCCUCAAACUUUGUACAUGUUUGGUUGGUUCUUCGAAUUUCUCCGAGCGUGACUCAUUUACCUCUUGGUUCAAUACCUCCUAGCAAUGAUUGUGUACUGUCUGGAUUAUUCUGCGGCACCAAACACGAAAAUUUAACCGACGACACCAGUACCUCAAGGGCGUCGCAGAGUCUGUGCACCGUCGUCUGGUGGAAUCCGGCUGCGUUCCACUACAGCGUCGAUAUUAUGUAUUCCACUCUUUCCUCCACCCUGAUCGCCGUCUUGUCUGCAUUGUUUUUGUCCCGUCUGGAUUAUACGGUGGCACGAAACAUUGAUAUUUUGAUUGUUAAUGAGACCUUCUUGAGUAAGGGUGUCUCUGAUUAUGUUAAUCGACGACGCGCGUACCUCGAGAAGGUCGUAGAGAUCUAGAGUCUGUCAUCUGGCCUUUCCGGCUGCGUUCUACUACGGCACUCAGUAGUCUUGGGUCGCCCACGCUCUUUCUUGAUCGCCGUCUAGGCUGUAUCGUUAAAUUCUCUGUCAACAUCUCCUUUCCGCCAUAAGUACUGAUUAGCGUGUCAUGUCAUUUCGAUUGUCGACGAGACCAUCUUGCGGCAUGUGAGUUCGUUACGCGCCCCAAGAAGGUCGCAGAGCUGUCAUCUGGUGGAAAUACGGCCUUGUUCUACUACCGAGCAGAACGAGAAAGAGUACGUCCUUGCGAAGUCGAGGAUUAUGCCCAGUCAACAUCGGACAUUGCAGAGGCGUAUAACAUAACCCAACUAACGGGCAGAGGUUGACUCCAGUGGAGUCGUCAG